Molecule: messenger RNA, 1643 nt
Organism: Arabidopsis thaliana (thale cress)
Lineage: Eukaryota; Viridiplantae; Streptophyta; Magnoliopsida; Brassicales; Brassicaceae
Product: ubiquinol-cytochrome C chaperone family protein
Exons: 7
Coding region: 635-1297 (220 amino acids)
Source: RefSeq, marked reviewed
GUUUCGUGUCACCAAUAUCGGUAAAAUGUGUUUGUUUUUGCAUAACCAAGGUUUUCCGUUCCUAAUAACGGCGUAAGUUAGCACUGUAAUUGAAUAUCUGGCCAAAUAGACGCUAACGUGGACGACUACCUAGCCCCAUCAUCAAUCACACAGAAAAGGAGUCGGAGAGGGUUUUUCGCCUAGGGUUUUAGAAUUCGAUCUUACUCAUUCAAAUUUCUCCCUUCAGAUUUAUUCAUCUGUUGAGUAAAACCACAAGGGUUUCUCUCUAAUGUUGCCCAGAUUAGCUCGAGUCGUCACUCAAACCUCAAAGCUUCGAUCUUUGACCACUAAUGGAUCGAUGAAAAAUCUCUCCUUUUUCUCCCGAUAUGGGUACGCGACUGUUGCGCCGGCGGCAGCUGAUCCUCCGUCGCAGAAGGAUUUCCCCAGUAAAUCUCCGUUUCAUCGAAUGCGGGACUAAAGUGACUUCUGCCUCCCCAUUGUACCUCAUUUAGGAUUCAUCCCUUUUUUUCUGUUGGAGUUUCAUUAGUAUGUUUGUGAUUUAGAUUCAUGCUCUUUUAGUCAACUGCUUCUGGACAAUCGUGUCUUCUUUGAUGAAAAGGAUUUGUUCUAUGUUUGACAGAUAAACUUGGAUAAGAUGUUUUGGUCAAAGCCAUGUUCAUUGGCUCUGCCUAAAGACUCUCCUCUCAGAAUUGAUGAACCAGACUAUGUAGGGAUUCGUCGUUUCAUACUAAAGAUGAUGAUGUUCUAUAGCAAACAGAGCAUGUCUAUCCGUGGGGCUAACGUGAUCUACAAGCGGAUCAUUGCACAAGUUGAUAAACCUGCAAUAUAUGAUGUAUUCAACUUGGAGAAAACAUUCAAAAUAACGUAUUCGCUGCUUGUCCUUCAUAUGUGGCUUGUUUUACGCCGCUUGAAGGAAGAUGGACAGGAAGGUGUUGACCUUGGUCAAUACGUCUAUGAGAUCUACAAUCAUGAUGUUGAACUCAGGGUAUCUAAAGCCGGGGUUAACUUGCUGCUAGCCAAGUGGAUGAAGGAGUUGGAGAGAAUAUUUUAUGGAAAUGUUGUUGCCUAUGAUGCUGCGCUACUUCCGGAAGCUAAACCAAAUGACCUACAAAUCAAAUUAUGGAGGAACGUAUUUUCUGAUGAUGGAACAACAACACCUGAUAACACAGAUUUAAAAACAGCACAGGCAAUGGCAAGAUAUGUCCGGAGAGAACUUGGUUCUCUUUCUUUAACAGAUAAAGAGUCCAUAUUCUCCGGCAAUUUCUCCUUCACCCCUUUGGAGAACAAGCCCCUGUGAUUUGAAUGAAAUUAGAAGAAGCUGUGGUGCUUUGCGAAUCAAUCUUUCAUUUGUUUCUCUGUUUCAUUUGAUUUACUUAUAUCAAACCAAAGAAACCUACACAAGGGAAUGUGCUAGCUGUUAGCAUCCAGAUGAUCAUGAAAACAAUGUGAAAGUGAAUAAGAUUACUGAAUUAGAGCAUUUACUGUCAUUGGUAUUUGGUACUUUAAUUGGCUUACUAAUGCUCAAAAUCUUUUCUACAAGGCGAUAGCCGAUUGUAAUUACUUAUCUGCCAUUCAACAUUUUAUGAUCUUGUAUUUGAAACAGUAUUAUAACUAUAGUAUGUUAGAUCGUGGAAUUCAUCAUC